Pecten maximus is the source of this 1108-nucleotide messenger RNA. RefSeq lists its product as uncharacterized. Gene Ontology annotation, cellular component: extracellular region. The record is from RefSeq and is a predicted model, not a curated record. NCBI's taxonomy places the organism in Eukaryota, Metazoa, Mollusca, Bivalvia, Pectinida, Pectinidae.
AUGGUACGGGCCGAUAGGAUAAGGGAGAAGGACCGAUGUAUGAAGGUCUCCACACUGUCACUGCUCUUCACCGUGGUCCUCUUGGCCUGUCUGGUCAGUGAAGGUCACGGCUGGUUCUCUUCUGUCAGGAGGAAAGUCAGGCAGGGUGCCAGGUUCGCCAAAGGUGCCGCUCGAGGAGCACGUGACAUGUACAGGGGAUACAGUGACAUGAGAAAAGCCAACUGGAAGAAUUCUGAUAAAUACUUCCACGCUCGAGCCAACCACGAUGCCGCACGGCACGGACCAGGGGGCCGCUGGGCCGCUAGGGUGAUCAGUAAUGCACGCGAGAACUGGCAGAGCGGAGUGAGUGGGCGUGGUCACGAGGACACACGCGCAGACCAAGAAGCAAACAGGUGGGGUCGUAACGGAGGGGAUCCGAAUAGGUACCGCCCUAAGAACCUCCCCGACCAGUAUAUGAAGGUCUCCACACUGUCACUGCUCUUAACCGUGGUCAUCUUGGCCUGUCUGGUCAGUGAGGGUCACGGCUGGUUCUCUAGAUCUGCCUCCAGGGGAGUCAGUAGGGGAGUCAGGAGGGGAGCAAAGUUCGUCAAAGGUGCCGCCCUAGGAGCACGUGACAUGUACAGGGGAUACAAGGACAUGAGAGAUGCCAACUGGAAAAACUCUGAUAAAUAUUUCCACGCUCGAGCCAACCACGAUGCCGCACGGCACGGACCAGGAGGGCGCUGGGCCGCUAAGGUCAUCAGUGAUGCACGCGAGAACUGGCAGAGCGGAGUUAGUGGGCGUGGUCACGAGGACACACGCGCAGACCAAGAAGCAAACAGGUGGGGUCGUAACGGAGGGGAUCCAAAUAAGUACCGACCAGCUGGCCUGCCCAGCCGUUACUGAUUAUUGAGUGGAAAACACCGGAGAACGCAUGGACAACAUUCAUUACUAAAAACUGAUGACAAACAGUACUAGUAGCUACAUUGCACUGUGGAUAAUCUAACCGUGGUGUAAACAUACAGGACAUACGAUGAAUUGACCUGACCACAUUUAUUGGGACUUUGUGAUUGUAUAACUAAUAUAAUGACAUAAAGUUUAAACACAUUUAAUAAAUACUUACACAUGU